AGGAAAUGUUGAAUGAGAAUUCUGAAAGCCACAGCUGUCGCCAUCUAGCCACAUUUUUUUCUGAUGAAUAUUGAUGUUGCAACAAGCGUCUGUACAUAUAAAUAUACAAUGCGUCUUUAAAGUCCAUACUUUGAUCGCUCAUUAGCUGUCAUGUCACCCUGUAAUUGUAUGAGCUAGCUACUGGCUAAUACCUGUGUCUAACGGCGACGGGUCGAAGAGCGUACACCUGUGCUAGCUAUCCAUUAAUUUGUGAAAAUAUCCAGUACGCCAGUAGCUUGUUAUCACCCAACCCAAGGAAGGUAUAUCUUGACAGAAUGCGAUGGGAAACUGUUGGGCUUAUUGUUCUGGAAUCUUCAGAAGAGAAGCAAACAUUAUACAACGAGGAGGCGGGUCAAAAUACUUUAGAAGCAGUACAACUGGGGAACAUUACACAAUAGAGUUUGAAAACCUUGUUGAGAGUGAUGAGGCAGAGAGCCCACAAAGCUGUCCCAGGCCUAUCAGUGAAGAUGAGAUCAUCCACCUCAAAGAGCACCGGUAUGCUGCAAUUUCCGAUCAGCAGACCUUGAUAGACGAGAAGUUGCAAGCAGAGUUAUUAGCACAAGAGGAGAAGUUAAGGCUAGAAGAGGAGGCUAGAAAUGCUGCCCAGCGUGAGGCCGCCAGGCUGGCACGCGAGCGAAAGCUAAAGGAGCAACAGCUUGCACAACGGAAAAAAAGCAAGACAGAAGUCCAAGGUGGCGCAGCCCAUCCAAGAAAGCAUGGCUCAGGUGAAGACUUUGAUGUCUACCUACAGAAUGUGAAAGUCAUGUCAGAAGCCUUCAGGAGUAGCAGGCUGUCCUCUGAGACUAAUGUGAUCACUCCCAACACGGAGAGCAGCUGGGACUUCAACACCAAGACCCGCUCCACCAACGAUGACGGAACCUCACUGGACCUGGAGUGGGAGGACGAGGAAGGGAUGAACCAGGUGGUCCCAGCGUGGGAGAGGUCUAAAACCGAGGAGGACAUACUCCGGGCAGCACUCCGGCCGGGUGAGAAGCAGACGACCAGCGGUACGGCCUCCGCCUCUGAGGACUCCAACGCCCUGGAGUGGGAGAACGACUUUGUGAGCGCUCACGGCGAGGAUAAUGCUGAGGACAAUGCAGAGGACUCUGAAUACGAGUGCUUUGUCAACCCUGUCAUGGAUAUGCACACCCCAUCUGAGGUAACACCACCGGUAGAGAUAACUGCACCGGAGACUGAGAAGAGAUAGUCCCCAUCGCCUGGGGAACCAGAGUCAAAUCCUAAUGUUAGACCACAUUUUGAAUGUUUGAUUAUACACCUCAUCAACUUCAAAUGUGUUUGUUUGUCCUCAUUGGCUGGUGGACCAGUUUUGAUUUGACAAUCUUCUCUUGUGUUAAUUAAGCCUUAGUUGGCAACAUUUUCAUGUCAUCCAGUGCAUCAUUGAAUCAAGUGCAAUUUCCAGAUCUAGUUUGGUGUGAUAGUGAUUGUGUUUUUAUUUGUGAGAGGGCUAUAGUGUUUUCACAGUUAGAAUGAACUGAAAACAACAUCGGGACACGUACAAUAAAAGCAACAACAACCUUCUAUCAGUGCCUGAAUCACUAGGAAAUAAAACUUUCAUAAAUUGUUGACCAGUUCAUAGGAUAGUUAGCUGAUGAGGAUUUUGUCCGUUAACAAGUGAAUAUUUAAUCAAAGUGGUUCUCCAAGGAUCAUAGCUUGCCAGUUGUCUGGUAUGAAACAUGUAGAGAACCCCUAAUGGAGUGGAGUAUAUCAUGUAGCAACUUGUCUGUACACUCAAUGUGUUUUUAAUUGGAAAAAUGCAAGUCCUAAGAUUUGCUAUUUUGUUUAUCCUCUCAGUUCCAAUUAACAAGUGACUCAUCAUGGACACACAGUACUACAUUUGAUUUGUUAGUUUGAAAUUACAUGUGUCUGUUAGUCAAAUGCUGCUCAAGUUAUGGACAGGUUUGUGUGCCCAACAUUUUUAUUUGUAUUAUAUACAGUAAAGGUUGGCUACAUCACAUUUGUAGAAUUCCUUACACCUAUGUACACAUUUAAAUCUUACAGCGUCAGACUUUUCUAUUCUUUUAAAUAAAAGUUUAGGAUUGAUUUGUCAUGGUGA
Molecule: messenger RNA, 2113 nt
Organism: Salvelinus namaycush (lake trout)
Lineage: Eukaryota; Metazoa; Chordata; Actinopteri; Salmoniformes; Salmonidae
Product: AP-1 complex-associated regulatory protein-like
Exons: 10
Coding region: 320-1246 (308 amino acids)
Biological process (GO): negative regulation of substrate adhesion-dependent cell spreading; negative regulation of cell motility; regulation of Arp2/3 complex-mediated actin nucleation
Molecular function (GO): AP-1 adaptor complex binding
Source: RefSeq, a predicted model, not a curated record